Aspergillus japonicus CBS 114.51 is the source of this 807-nucleotide messenger RNA. RefSeq lists its product as uncharacterized. The transcript is spliced from 2 exons. The coding region runs from base 1 to 807 and encodes 268 amino acids. NCBI's taxonomy places the organism in Eukaryota, Fungi, Ascomycota, Eurotiomycetes, Eurotiales, Aspergillaceae. The record is from RefSeq and is a predicted model, not a curated record.
AUGUUCCGAGGCCCACAACAGACCUCCCCGGACGAGCUCUCCCUGCGCCUGAGCGAAGUCCUCCAACCGAUCCCCGUGGUCCCGUGGAGCGCACUCGCGAUGGGUUAUCUCGGCGUUCCCGUCGGAGUUGGGGCCCCCAUGAUCGUAGUCCAAGACGCCGACUACCCCGCCGCGCAAUCCCUCCUCGCGCAGGCCGGAUUCCAACGCAGCGUGCCCAACCGCAACCCGCACCCCGUCAUCACGGCACGCCACCCCAACCUCCAGCAGAUGCUGGCCGAGAUCAACGCCGGCUAUCAGCGCUUAGAUCGGUCGUGCGCCGUGUCCGAUUAUCCGGACGACGAUCCCGCAGAACAGGGCAUGCAGGGGUACCUGUUCCCGAACUCGUUUGCGCACGCGUUCGAUUGUCAAAUUGCUCCCGAAACCGAAACAAGGGCUCCGGAAGCAGCAGCAGCAGCAGCAGCAGCAGCAGCACCGCGCUACGAAAGCUACGGCAACCUGCACUACGCGCUCGAGCGAGCGCUGGUGGAGAGCUUGGUGCGGGCGGCGGUCGAGGAGGAAUCUGAGACCGAGGCUGGGUUCUCGCGGUGGGGCCGGUCCCGGCGGUCCUGCGUGGCGAUGAUGAAUGGGUACUUGGAGGUGGACAAUGAUACCCUGGAUGAUUGUGCGGAUGCACGGGUCGUGGACUGGUACAGUCGGCAUUUUGGCCGGGUCCGCGAGGCCAGGUUUGGGCCUAUUGAUCGUCGCAUUUCGAAGCGCCUGGGCUCGGAGAGGGAGAUGCCGGUUGAUAUGAGGGGCAAUUCGAUCUAG